This is a messenger RNA of Bactrocera neohumeralis, 1049 nucleotides long. RefSeq lists its product as uncharacterized. The transcript has 4 exons. The coding region runs from base 359 to 796 and encodes 145 amino acids. The record is from RefSeq and is a predicted model, not a curated record. Lineage: Eukaryota; Metazoa; Arthropoda; Insecta; Diptera; Tephritidae.
UUGUUUCUAAAAAAUCUACAGUACAAAGUGAUGGCACUUACAAAUUUGUUAAAACUAAAAACUUUUAUUUUUCAUCUAUUGCACCUGAGAACUUUUAUUUAGUACAAAAAUUAAUUUUCAAACUUAUUUCCAUAUCAAAAUCUGCUGAUAACGAUUUUGUACUUCACGGGCUAAGGGUACAAGACUUACAUAACUUAUAUGAUAUGCCGCUUCAAUCAUCGCUUUUUAAUAUUUACCGUGCCGAAAAUCUCAGUUUUAACAGAACACCGAAUCACCCAUACGCUUGACGAAGUAACAUCAAAAGUUAUACGCUUCUACACCAGAUCGUCUUAUAUAUUUGUGCCACUCAUAGCAGAUCAUGUCGCAGAACAAUCUCAAUUACAUCGUCGACCCCAUUAAUGAUGACAUCGCAUCCUCACAAACUAUUUAUGUGAUGCAACCAAGUCCAAGCCCAACAACACCUUCUUUGGAUAGUGCAACGUCGUCGGCAAUUCAAUCAGUAAUCAUCGUCGCAUGUCAAAAGGCUGUUGAAAAGGUGGAGGAAAAAAAUAAGCUAAUAUUGUUACGCCUAACAGAAAACGUUGAGGGGCUGCGCAAAGAAAUCAUUGAUCUUAAAAAAGCGGUAUCACAUAAUAACGCUACUAUUAUACCAAGCAAGCCGUAUGCUAAUAUUGAAGACUUCCUCAAUUUUGAGAAAACUAUUCUGGAAGAUAUAGAUAAAUUUUCCUUGCUGAAGGCAGAUCUAAAAAGAUUGUCAACAUCAUCCAAUUCGAGAAAAUUUGUUACGAAAGCGUAGCAGAAGAUUAUGACUGACAACGUUGCUGAGAGCUUUUCCUGGUGAGGAACUGCAGAUAAGAAGUGCAUUAGGGCCUUCACUGUCGCCACUGCUAUUCAUCAAACUUUCGCUGAAAAUGGAGGCAAGGAAGAGGACUUUGUGUUUGCCUCUAAGUCAUAUUUCCAGUCCAGUCCAAAAAAUCGUAUUAAAAAUAAAACAACAAAAAAAGUAAACUAAAAUACUAAGUAGUAAUGAUUUUUUAAAUGAAAAAACA